This is a messenger RNA of Aspergillus ochraceoroseus IBT 24754, 1486 nucleotides long. RefSeq lists its product as uncharacterized. Gene Ontology annotation, molecular function: metallopeptidase activity. The record is from RefSeq and is a predicted model, not a curated record. The transcript is spliced from 6 exons. The coding region runs from base 425 to 1486 and encodes 353 amino acids. Lineage: Eukaryota; Fungi; Ascomycota; Eurotiomycetes; Eurotiales; Aspergillaceae.
GUUGGUUUCAAACCACUAACUUAGUAUGCAAAUAUCGGCUCAACUUCCAAUAUAGUCAUGCCUCUAGGAUUGUGAUGACCUAGGGUAUGCAAGAAUAUCCGGUAGUGGACACAAGUUGUUGCGAGCAAUUUCAAGCCAGGGCCUCCAGACUUACUUGCUCCUAGUAGGUAGUUAGUAGUAUGAUAGGCAAUGAGAAACUGGGUACUUUGUUUCCGCAUGUAAGACGAAAUCAAAAGGUUGGAGACUGUAUCGAACAAGCAUUUUCACAGCAGAAAUCAGGGUUACUUUCUGCUCUAGAGACAGGGACCUACCUAGGUAUUUAAGAAGCCGCAUCCAGCUUUCUGAUACCAAUACACCCUCUUCUGUCUCCUGAACUGCUUGGAUCGGUCGUUUUCUUAUUUAUUUUUUCCCCCUACCUCUAACCAUGAAAGUGCAAUCCAUCAUCAAAUGGGCUGCAAGCGUCCAAUUUCUAUGGACACUUCUUAUCCCGUGUGCAGUGGCAGUUCCUUUUAUAGAAUCCGUGUCCACCGUCAAUCAUUCCAGUAUCCAUCACCACCAUCUCUUCAAGAGAAACAAUUUUCCAUUUAUCGUUGGCAACAAAUGCUCCGCAGACCAGAGCGCCUAUCUCGCUCAAGAAGUGGAGGAAGUGAAGCAAGUGGUAACGGCGGCAAAUGAACAUCUUGCGGCGUUAAAGUUAAUGAUAAAGGAUCGAGCUCAACCGGAGCAGUGGGGAGCUCGUUUUGCUGAUCUCACCAGGAUUCUAAAUACCUGGCAGAGCGUGUUCGGGGUGAUUCAGAUAAAUAACCAAGCAAGAUCACAGCAAUUCCAAGGGGCACUGAGAACGUGGAGUGAGACUUUGGUCAAGAUAGAAUAUGUAAUCGAUGUUUAUACUACAAUUCAUACUGCAUUGAGCCAAGACGCAUUGCCAGUGUUGAUCCAUUGCAAUGACGAUUUUUUCGAGUAUGCCAGCACUGACGAGGACAAGAACCGCAUUUAUAAAGACAUGCGAUCGACAGGAGCUGGCACUGAUAUGAUGAUGCCGAAACCAUCGGGUAUGAAAGAGAACAAUCUUCGGUUAUGCUUUGAAAGCACACAAAGUCGAGGAUGGAACUUCAGAAACGCGAUCACAAACAGAGACGAGAUUUGCAUCUGCCCCAAUAUCUUUGCCGAGGCAAACACGCAGAACAAAAUAUCAGACCUCCUAGGAGCCCCCCUAAAUGGUGAACAUAUUAAUUCCUUGAAGAAAAGGGCAGUCGGUGGCACGCUUCUUCAUGAACUAUCUCAUAGUGAGGCUGUUAUGGGUAAAGAACGAAAAACAUUUGACCAGCCUGUUUUUAAUCCACGCGUUAAUAGACCUAUGGAGGCGCGUGAAUGGGGACCUGUUAAGGCACUUGCUUAUACAAACCCAGACCUUACCUUUACAAAUGCUGAUAGCCUCACGUAUUUUGCCCUCGGUUUGUACUUUACUACCCUUAGCCGUGAUUAA